Labrus bergylta (ballan wrasse) is the source of this 5385-nucleotide messenger RNA. The record is from RefSeq and is a predicted model, not a curated record. Lineage: Eukaryota; Metazoa; Chordata; Actinopteri; Labriformes; Labridae.
UCUUUUCUGUCUUGGUUCAUCUCUGUAACCCUGCUUCCUCCUGGUCCUCCUCCUGUUCCUCCUGGUCCUCCUCCUGGUCCUCCGCCUGGUCCGCUGCCUCCUCCUGCUGGUCCUCCUGUUCCUGCUGGUCCUCCUCCUGGUCCUCCUGGUCCUUUUCGUCUUCACUCUGAAGCAGUGCUAAACUAUGAGAAUGUUCUGGAGACGAGCUCAGAGACCGACGAGGACGACAGGACGCUGCUCUCUGAGGACAGCAGCCUCACUAAUGGAGGGGGGGCAGGAAGAGGUGUGGACCAUGAUGAGGUGGGCAGUCCAGCCGGCAUUCCGGCUCCGGAGGCAUCACCCCGGGUUGCUCACGCUCUACUAUCCUAUCAGGAGGCAUCUGAGAGGAAGGAGAACCAGAACCAUUGCUGGAGGCUGGGAGACACAAACAGUCACCUAAACGGCUCAGAGGACAGGAAGGAGGAGUAUGACUCUGUGGGUCUGGAGGUGUCGCUGCACUCUUCUGUGGGAAACUCAGCAGUGAAACGACUGGAAGGCGUCACCGAGCUGGAUGAGUACUUCCUGAAACGCAAGCUGGAGGACGGCGACGGUCACCCGGCAACCAUCGCCGAGUACCUGCAGCGCAGCGACACCGCCAUUAUUUAUCCAGAAGCCCCUGAGGAGGUGACACGACUGGGUACGCCAGAGGCCGUGGGACAGGACGAGAGUGAAAAUGACCUGAUGUCGGGCACACCUGACGACUUCGCCCAGCUGCUCACCUGUCCAUACUGCGACCGCGGGUACAAACGUCUGACGUCUCUGAAGGAGCACAUCAAAUAUCGACAUGAGAAGAAUGAGGAGAGCUUCAGCUGCCCGCUGUGUGCUGACACCUUCAGCCACCGCACACAGCUCGAGCGCCACAUGACCACACACAAACCUGCCCCGGAACAGGCGCCACUGCUCGGCGAAUCAGCUGGAAACCGAAAGUUUAAAUGCAGCGAGUGUGGAAAAGCCUUCAAAUACAAACACCACCUGAAGGAGCAUCUCCGGAUCCACAGCGGUGAGAAGCCGUACGAGUGCUCCAACUGUAAGAAGAGGUUCUCUCACUCCGGCUCCUACAGCUCUCACAUCAGCAGCAAGAAAUGCAUCGGCCUGAUCGCCGUCAAUGGACGAGUACGCAAUGGAAACAACGGCAAGCCUGGCUCCUCCCCCAACUCCACCACCUCAUCGCCUGGAAGCCCCACCCUUGCCCAGCUCCGCCACAAACUGGAGAAUGGGCGACCGCUCUGCCCUCCGGAUCAGCAGGGUCAGUUGGACAUCAAGGCUGAGCCAAUGGACUUCAACGAGUACCGUCUGCUGAUGGCCUCCCACCAUGGCUUUGGAGGACCAGGGGUCUAUCUGAACAGCCGUGGUGGGAGUCCUAUGGGCCUCCAUAGCUCCUCCCACAGCCCUGUCCAACACCUGGGGGCCCUGGGCCUGGAUUUCCCCAUGCUGGGCUAUGCAGGAGCUCUCGGGAACAACCUGAGUGAGGUGCAGAAGGUGCUGCAGAUCGUGGACAACACAGUGAGCAGGCAGAAGAUGGACGGGAGCCCAGAGGAGAUUUCCAAGCUCCGAGCCUACAUGAAGGAGCUGGGGGCCCAGAUGGAGGAGCAGAAACUGGUCCAGGCCAGCUUUCAGGUGGGGGGCCACGGUAGCCCAACAAAGAGCAUCAUUGACUACACACUGGAGAAGGUCAACGAGGCCAAGAAUCUGAUUGAUGAUUCAAAGAGGCAGGCAGACAUCAAGAAGCAGAAGCCCAACCACUCGAUGGACCUCAAUGAGGAGAAAUCUCACAACGGACAAAACCACUUCCUGUUCACCUGUCAGUUCUGUAAGGAGACCUUCACCGGGCCCAUCCCCCUGCAUCAGCAUGAGCGCUAUCUGUGCAAAAUGAAUGAGGAGAUCAAAGCAGUCCUUCAGCCUGCUGAGACAAGUCCUGCCAGCCUCAGGGGGGCGCUGUCCUCUGAUCUGUCCAGUACUGACCGGGCCACCAGCCCCUUGAACCCCUUCAAAGACCACGUGUCCGUGCUUAAGGCCUACUUUGCCAUGAACACAGAGCCCAACUCAGAGGAACUGCUCAAGAUUUCCAUCGCUGUAGGACUUCCCCAAGAUUUUGUGAAGGAGUGGUUCACCCAGUGGAAGAACCAUAACCAACAUGGAGGCAGUCUCAGGAAAAGGUCGCCCCCUCCUGACCACAGCUUGAGCCGGUCUCCGAUGUCACUUCCUGCCUUAGAUUUACACAGAGGAUUCACUAAUGGACUCACAAAGACCAACAUGUUUACAUCCAACAGGCAGAUGAUGGGGGACAAACCAAUGGAGACCCUAGACCACCUGAGGAGCGACACUCCAUCACCCCUGAACCUCUCCUCGACCUCCUCCAAAACCUCUCAGAGCAGCUCGUACACUCCAAACAGCCUGGCCUCAGAGGAGGCCCACGGGGACACACCUCUGGAUCUGUCUCUGCCUAAACACAUGGCUCAGAGGCUUGUCUCAUUGGGAGAGAAGAGGCCCCGCCCCAAUGGCUUUCUCAUCCAGCAUAACAGCGAGGCACAGGGGCGAGAACAGGUGUCUGCACCAUUAGAUCUAGUUAACAUCAAGAAGGAGGUCCUGGCUCCUGAGGGUGGAGGAAACUCUGCCCACCAGCUGGAGAAAAGCACCAGUCCCAUCUUUGGGAUUAACCCCUUCGCUGGCGGUCCAGUCUACACCUCUCUGCCCCCUCACGGAGCAUUCCCACCUCCCAGCUUCAUGUCUCCGGCCCAGGCCUCCAUCCCCGGUCUCAGGUCCUACCCAGGGCUCGACCCCAUGAGCUUCCUGCCCCACAUGGCCUACACCUAUGCCACCGGGGCGGCCACGUUCGCCGAAUUGCAGCAGAGGAGGAAGUAUCAACGGAAACCAUGUUUCCAGGGGGAUCUGCUGGACGGGACAGCGGACUAUCUGUCAGGCCUGGACGACCUGACAGACAGCGAUUCGCUGCUCUGCAGGAAGAAGAUGAAGAAGACUGAAAGUGGUAUGUACGCGUGUGACUUGUGCGACAAAACAUUCCAGAAGACCAGUUCCCUCCUAAGACACAAAUAUGAGCACACAGGUAAGCGUCCCCAUCAGUGUCAGAUCUGUAAGAAGGCUUUCAAACACAAACAUCACCUGAUCGAACAUUCACGUCUGCACUCGGGAGAGAAACCGUACCAGUGUGACAAGUGUGGGAAAAGAUUCUCACAUUCGGGCUCGUACUCACAGCACAUGAACCACAGAUACUCCUACUGCAAGAGGGAGGCGGAGGAGCGCGAGGCUGCCGAGAGGGAGGCCCGGGACAAGGGGGGAGGAGCAGGAGAACCAGAAGGAGGAGGAGGAGGCAUGGAGCCCACAGAGCUGCUGAUGAGAAGGGCUUACCUGCAAGGGCUCGCGCCGCUCGGGUACUCAGACCUUGAAGACCAGCAGGAGAAUGGUACCAUCCUGAGGGACAGCAGAGAGGGAGGAGGAGGACCAGGGGAGGAGAGAGAGCUGGAGGAGGUGACAGACAGACAAGAGGCAAGUUUGAGGGAAAGAGAGGAGGAAGAGGAUGAGGAGGAGGGAGGCGACAGCAUGAGGCAGAUGGACUCCACGAUGGAUGAGAAGGUCAAAGACACGAUGCGGCUGAUGGACGAGAGUUUAGGAGGGAAGACCGACGGACGGCCGGAGGACGAAUGAUCAGUCAGAGAGGACAGAUCAGAGACCUCUGAUUGGCUGGCUUACUCGGACAGAGGAGACUUUUUUAAAAGGACUGUACACUUAUUAUCGGGGGGAGGGGGAGGGGUACAAAUCAAACAAUAUUGACCUGUUUGACACCACAGAAACAACAACAGAAGUCCUAGACAUCAUGUGAUUUAUUGUCUGUAAUUAAAAAAGGUGCAGCAAACUCCUGCACACGGUCUAAAUUGUAGAAAAAGGUUGUGACGAGAGGGAGGGGCUGUAGAGGAGCGAGGGAAACUGUCAGCAGGUACGGAGACACGGAGAGACUCUGAGCCCUGAUAUGUUACAGAGUGCAGACGUCUUUACGUCUUAUGCCCCCCACCCCCCAGAUGAUUUGGGUACAGUCCAUGUGAGCGGAGGUGAAACUCGAUGGCGGCCGACAUCCCGUCAUGAAGCUGGGUGGGAUUGUUUAAAAAUCCACAUUAUGCAAAAAAAAAAAAAGAAGAAUAAAUAAAGAAGUAAUAAUGAUGCUCCUUGUAAUGGAGCUGUGUUUAAUGUACAGUAUUAUAAAGGCCUGAAAGCUGUGUGGUGCUAUCAUGUUCUUCACUUCCUGCGUCCGUGUGUUCCAAGACCCUCGUCAACAUAAUUGCACUUGACCCCCAAAUCACUACGAACAAAAAAAGAGUUAAAAAAAUAAUGAAGAGGGGAGGACUCGGUGGCUUCCUGUCAGUGUUAUUGUCGUGUUUGUGUCUCCUAUCACUGUGACCUCUUUUGAUUUGUCCUGUCCCAUUCUACCUGCGGAGCGACCACACGGCGUUGGGCCUGGUGAUGUUGGUCCUCUGUGAAGGAACAUUUCUACAUGUGAUCUUUGAUGAACGUGGACGAGAGUCUUAACGAGAGUACGAGGAAUAAGGACAGAGCCUUUGUGUGUUCUCAAGAGAAAGCCUUAUAUGCAAACCUCUCACCUGUGCGUUUCUUAAAGUGCCAUCCCUGUACAGUGAUCACCUGUCCUCUGCUUCACUGUAAAGAACACCUUGUUUCACCUGUCAGUAUUAGCUUAUUAGCUCUCUGCUAGUUUACAUCUGUUUGUGCACUUUUCACUAUUUCCUCUUCCAUGACAGUAUUACUUUUUUGUUUUGUUGAAUUUUCCAACACAAAUGUCAUUUUUUGUUCUUAUUUGAGAAUUGAGCGUUUUAUUUAUGUGACUCAUUUUAUAUUUCUUAACUUUAUUUAUUUCAUACUGUAGUGUACCAUGUUAGACUUCCUGUCACUUAGUCCAUGUUAGUGAAAUGAUUCUGUCACUAAACGAGCUAAACUAUGAACACAUGGCGACACCAUCAGCUAAAGACUUUUUCAUUUUCUGCUUUUCAUUUGAAACUUCUGGAAAAUUCAAAAUUUAGGAAACUUUUGAUACGAUCCAUGUUGUGAAACACGUGAAGAAUCUGUUUUAUUUACCCCGAUGAAGAGCUGAGGAUGAUGAUGGUGGAGAUGAUGGUGAUGAAGAUGAUGAUGAUGAUGAUGAUGAUGAUGAUGAAGAUGGUGGAGAUGAUGGUGAUGGUGAUGAUGAUGAUGGUGAUGAAGAUGAUGAAGGAAUUCCUAAAAUGUCUGAAGUAUUAUUAUUGAAUUUUUAAUUUCGUGUUGAAAUGACAAUGCUCGAAUAAAUGUAGCCAAAAUUAAAUUUUAAUAAACUGUGUAAUUCUU